Malaclemys terrapin pileata is the source of this 695-nucleotide messenger RNA. RefSeq names its product SEC61 translocon subunit beta (gene SEC61B). The transcript is spliced from 4 exons. Gene Ontology annotation, cellular component: Sec61 translocon complex. Gene Ontology annotation, biological process: intracellular protein transport. Lineage: Eukaryota; Metazoa; Chordata; Testudines; Emydidae. The coding region runs from base 128 to 418 and encodes 96 amino acids. The record is from RefSeq and is a predicted model, not a curated record.
CAGGAGGCGAGCGGUCCUAGGGGCGAGGCAGCUGGACCUGGGAUUUCGCUGCAGCAGCCGCAGCGAAUUUUGGAGACUGCAGAGUUCUGACAUCCGCGCGCGCUUCCCUGAACCCAGAGUCGCUACCAUGCCCGGCCCGAACCCCAGUGGCACCAAUGUCGGCGCCUCUAGCCGCUCCCCCAGCAAAGCGGUGGCGCCUCGAGCUGCGGGAUCCACCGUCCGGCAAAGGAAAAAUGCUAGCUGUGGGACUAGGAGCGCAGGCCGUACUACGUCAGCAGGCACCGGUGGCAUGUGGAGAUUCUACACAGAAGACUCCCCUGGACUCAAAGUUGGUCCUGUUCCAGUUUUGGUUAUGAGUCUCCUCUUUAUUGCUUCUGUAUUUAUGUUGCAUAUCUGGGGCAAGUACACUCGCUCAUAGACUCAACUGCAUCCAUAUGUCUGCCAAUUUAAAACAUACAUCUUGGACCAAAAGUAUGGAGGAUUUUGUUUGCUCAUGGAGAGAGAAUAUUUGGAAAGCUUCCUGUUUGGCUAUUGAGGAGUCCCUUGUCACUUUUAUUUGGCAUUGGUGUUGAAUGAACUGUUAAAUUUUUCUGUUUGUGCUGGUUUUGAAGCAUUUCUAUCACAGGUCAUUGUGUGUUUGCCUGUAGACUUACAAAUUACAGGUCUUGCAAUAAAAUUUGUAUACGUAAAUUGAA